AAUGUACACUUGUCAUUUUUCUGUCAUUGGAGAUUUCUUGAGAUCGGGGGCAAAAGUGCUUUUUGUGAUAAAUUAGUUAGAUAUCUCAUAAAAUAUGGCAGAUACCGCUACUGAAAUACCUUUAGAUAUUGGGGAUAGUGUGCGGGAGUCUGUUAAAAAUGCUACAGAGAAGGUGCCCUCGAGUAUCGAGGGUAUCGCUAUUGCCUACCUGAGUUUAGUUGUUAUGGCUAUUUUGCCGAUAUUUUUCGGGUCUUUUAGAUCAGUGAAAUACCUGAAGGAGCAAAAGGAAUCCGGCGAGAAGCAUGAGACGAUGUCGAACAAGGACGCGCUGAUGUUCCCGCUGAUCGCGUCAUGCGCGCUGUUCGCGCUGUACAUCUUCUUCCAGUUCUUCUCCAAGGAAUACAUCAACCUGCUGCUCACCGGCUACUUCUUCUUCCUCGGAGUGCUGGCCUUGAGCCAUCUUCUGAGCCCGAUCAUCGCGUUCAUGGUCCCGGUGUCGAUUCCCAACGUGCCCUACCACAUCCACUUCACGCGCGGAGCCGGCGACGCUAAGUCCGACAUCGUGAAUUACAAGUUCACGUCGUAUGACGUCAUCUGCGUUCUCAUCUCGCUGUGCCUCGGCGCCUGGUAUCUGCUGAAGAAGCACUGGAUCGCCAACAACCUGUUCGGCAUCGCGUUCGCAAUCAACGGCGUGGAACUACUUCACCUGAACAACGUGGUGACAGGCUGCAUCCUGCUGUGCGGACUGUUCCUCUACGACAUCUUCUGGGUCUUCGGCACCAACGUCAUGGUCACCGUCGCCAAGUCCUUCGAGGCGCCCAUCAAACUGGUGUUCCCCCAAGACAUCCUGGUCAACGGCCUGCAGGCGGACAACUUUGCGAUGCUCGGACUCGGCGACAUCGUGGUACCGGGGAUCUUCAUCGCCCUGCUGCUUCGCUUCGACAAGAGCCUGGCGCGUGGCUCCGAGCUCUAUUUCCGCUGCACGUUCGCAGCAUACGUAGCUGGUUUACUGUGCACCAUCGCCGUAAUGCACGCCUGGCGUCGCGCUCAGCCUGCCCUGCUGUACCUCGUGCCGCUGUGCCUGGCCACGCCUCUCCUGCUCGCGCUGCUCAAGGGCGACCUCAAGGCGCUGUUCAACUACGAAGAUCAACCCGCUGAGAAGCCCGACAGCAAGGCGGCCAAGAAGAACGAGUAAAGACCCCGCUGUCAAUCUCCCGGUCCCUGUGUCCCCUAGUCUCCUGGUCUUCGGGUCUCGGGUCCUCAGCACAAAGCGGCGCCCUCUAAGUACAUACAUACAUACCAGAGUAAAUACAAAUGAGUAGGUCAUCUUCAUAGAAACGCACGGGCGCGGUUUUUAUGUAAGCACGCCAAUACGUAUGCAGCGCGCACGCACAAGAUGACCUACUCAUUUGUAUUUACUCUGUACAUACGCUAGGGCUUGGAUACCGUUUUCAACACCUUCAUUGAUUUGGGUAUCGAAACUAUUAAAUUUAUUGUCAGGGUAAUUCUAGUAAAACACGUGUAUUUUAAAAAAUAUUGAUUCAGGUUACCGGUGGGACAGAUAUACAAGGCUACCGGUACAACGCGAUCUGGUAUCCGAGCCUGUGACACCCGCGGAUAUGUUUUAUUUUUGUAUCUCGACGCUACGGGACCAUGGCACGUGAUUCGGCUCCACACGUCGCCAUUUUAAUUGAACCGCAUUUGUUUACAAAAGUGCGUUUAUCGAUAUGUUUUAAUUGUAAUCUUGUCGGAUGACGAGUGUCUUCCGCCUCCAUCUUCCAUUGUUUCGUUCCGGUAUGGUCUAGUGUAGGCAUGACAAGGCUUUUUGCGCAUAAUUGUAGGUUGUAUGUUAUAGCCAUAGAAAUUAAUUACAUGUUUGAAAACCGCGAUGCAUGACUAUGAAUAUUUUUUAUAUGCGACUUUUUUCCUUUAAAGCUUCUAAUUUAUGUUAAGGUUUUUAGCCGAAAUCAUUGUAUAUAAUGUUUUGUUUCCUAGAAAAAUGUGAACAUAUUAUUAGUUUAAUAAGUUUAUUUUUGUUAUAUGAAUUUCUUUGAAUUAUACAUAACCGGAACUUUGUAGCCCGUUGAGUUACCGAUCAGUUAUAUUUCUUCGCUGUUGUCAAAUAAAGUUCUCUUAUUUUAAAUUUUAGGUAGGUGGCAUGUAUAUCAUAAUAAUGAACUUUUAUACAUAAGAAUUUUACAUUAAAGAAUGAAUUGGAACGGCCAAGCCGGUAGACAUCGGGUGUGAAGGAUUGUAAUCGUAAGGCAUUUAUAGAAUAUUUAAACGUAUGUAUAAUCAAUUAUGUAACGAUAUCUUCUAGACAUAAAUCCGUAGUAUCAAAGUAUGUCUGUAGCUCAAUUGUCCCAGACACAUAUUUUACUAAAUAUUUAACGAUUUUCGGUGCAGUGAUUUUCAGUUUUAAUUUCGUCUUUAUUUUGAGAGAAAAUCUUUGAUUUAUCCACUUUUAAUAAUUUAUGGUCACAUUCGCAACUAUGCAUUUAUUUCCUUGUUAUUGUCACUAUUGUGAGUAAUUUUUGUGUAUAUUUUGUCUUAGUUUGUAUCAAGUUGAGAAUCACUGCUCUAGGAAUCGUGUUUUAGAAAUUAUCAGUGCAAUAUCCAUUUAUAUGUGUCCAUUAUAUGUAUUUUAUUGUCAAAUCAGGCAACCGGUAUAGAUCGGUUUUUAUACUGAUACCGAUUUAACGUGACCGUGCUUCCUCAAGAGAAGUGACGUUCUGUUUUUUAAAAACGAAAAUAUUUAUUACCUUCCGGUUGUCUGAUGAUUAGAAUGAUCGAUGUCGAUAACUUCCCAACAUAAUAAUGUGUACUUACGUAUUUAGGAUAACAGUCUUAACGUUGUACGAGUAUGACUAAGGCCGGCAAUACACGGACAGCUCGAGCAGUUAGUGAUCAACAUACACGGACCGCUCCUGCAGUCAAGAGUCAACAGCUUGAAGCUGCCAGCGAUAACUGCUCGAGCAGUUGGUAUUAACUGCUCAACAAAUCACAAGCGCGCGCGCCGUGGCAUGAAGAAAGUGGGCGGAGGUAACGGCGCGAUAGCUGUCGACAGCUCGAGCAGUCAGUGUAUGGCUGGCGACUGCUUGACCGCACGAUGAAAAUUCACCGUGCUGUCGACCGCCCGAAUCAGUUGCAACUGCUCGAGCGGUUCGUGUAUGUGCGUCUAUAGAACUCUGCAGUCGCAGCUUGAAGCUGUCGACCCUGACUGCUUCAAGCGGUCCGUGUAUUGCCGGCCUAAGGUGAUGUUUAUUUGGCGACAGCGCCAUUGGUAAGGUUCAGUACCAGAUGAAAUCUAAAAUAAAUGACCUCACCAUGUGUCA
Molecule: messenger RNA, 3335 nt
Organism: Ostrinia nubilalis (European corn borer)
Lineage: Eukaryota; Metazoa; Arthropoda; Insecta; Lepidoptera; Crambidae
Product: minor histocompatibility antigen H13
Exons: 7
Coding region: 95-1195 (366 amino acids)
Biological process (GO): membrane protein proteolysis
Cellular component (GO): membrane; lumenal side of endoplasmic reticulum membrane; cytoplasmic side of endoplasmic reticulum membrane
Molecular function (GO): aspartic endopeptidase activity, intramembrane cleaving
Source: RefSeq, a predicted model, not a curated record